CCGUUCCUGAAGAGAGUGAAGUAAGUUUUCGUUCAGGCACCGUCUUGAACAGCCAUCUCGUGCUGGUGUUGUGAAGGACCACGCAGUCCACUAUGGCGGCGCCCGAUGGGACUUUAAACUGUGAGGACUUUUCCAUGUUUCAGGAGGGGCUGAAGGCGAUGCGCACUAUAGACGACCGCAUCGUCCACGCCCUGAACACUACUGUGCCCACAGUGUCCUUCUCAGGAAAAGUGGACGCCACACAGACCUGCAAAGAGCUUUAUGAGUCGUUGAUGAAAGCCCACCUAAGUAGAGACAAAGCCAUCAAGGCUUGCAUAGCUCAGAAAUCAGAAGUGAUGGUGCAGCUGCGGGAAGAACGAGCAAAAGACAGCGACAAUCUGAAACUGGUCAAACAGCUUCGAAAGGAGCAGACCAACUUGAAGCUCAUGCAGUCAGAGCUGAACGUUGAAGAAGUUGUCAAUGACAGAAGUCUGAAGGUUUUCGCUGAACGAUGCAGAAUCCACUACCUGCCUCCGAAGGUGUAGCGAAGAUCCCUCUGAGGAAAAAGAGCCUCUUCGAUCUGUGUUUAAACCCAGACUGGAGCGGAGCGUGUGUGUGCCGCUGCUCAGCACCGACGGCUCAGCACCGACGGCUCAGCAGGCGACGCUCGUCCUCCAGACCAAUCGGAGCUCUAAUCCACGCCACCUUUUCUCAUCGUCAUUAUGGUGUAGCAGAAUGAAUGCUGUAAAAAUAAUCUUUGUUCUUCACAAGGGGUUAUUGUACAAAAGCUUUUUUUAAAAAAAAAAAAACUAAACACAAUGAACUGUUUUCAAGCGACUUCUGUUGUCCGUGUUUUAAAUCGUUAGCAUAAACCCGGUGCUUCUGACGGGCAAUGAACUGAGCUGGACCUGUUUUCUUGACUUGUUCAUUAGACCUCUUUACUGUUGGUGCUCGACAACGUCAGAUUAAUUAGUAUAUUUAGAUAUUUUAUACUGACAUUACAGCUCUUUCAAAGAGAACAUCACAACAACCCCAAGUAAGGUUAAAACUUGAUUCUGAUUUAUUACAAAGCUUAUCUCUAAUAUUUGGUGCUACAAAAAAGUAUUUGCCCCCUUAUAGGUUUCUUUUUUUUCUUUUUUCUCACACAUUUUAUCAACCUGGCCCUGUGUGAAAAGUAAUUUCCCACUAAUCCUAAUAAACAGU
This is a messenger RNA of Gambusia affinis (western mosquitofish), 1182 nucleotides long. It is a transcript of the gene mix23, whose product is annotated as mitochondrial matrix import factor 23. Lineage: Eukaryota; Metazoa; Chordata; Actinopteri; Cyprinodontiformes; Poeciliidae. Gene Ontology annotation, cellular component: mitochondrion; mitochondrial intermembrane space. The transcript is spliced from 5 exons. The record is from RefSeq and is a predicted model, not a curated record. Bases 93 to 524 code for a protein of 143 amino acids.